GUAAAUUAAAUCGCAAACUUUAGUUGUUGGAAACAGACCGACUCUAAAACAGCUCCAGGCGUUUUGGCAAUGCCUCAAUCUCUACACAACUCGGCUCCCUUUGAACCGGAAAAACUUGUACACAGCCAGGAAGCCGAAGAUUCGCCAUUUUUGGGGCGCAAUGCUGGAAAAAGCACCGGAAGACCGCAGCGAAUUUCUUCGGGACAACAAGCGAGGUCUACCGCAAGAUAUUCGGAGAAGACUCCGUUAUUGAUCAACAACGGAGGACAGGACGUCGGGCUCCAAGAGUUCUCAGGCAACUCGAGAAAACCUGGUAGGAGAAAACCUAAAAAAGUCCUGCGACAGCUCGCCAUGAAGCGCCAGUCCCUUGACGCCACGCGACGGUACUUCCACGCCAGCGGAGAAUACAGCGAAAGCGUCGUCGUACCAAUCCCAACCUACGAGGAGAAAGACGGCACCAAACAAUCGCGCCACCUCCCAAAAUGGGCCUGGUUCCUUGUCGCUAAAUCCUUAGGAAUCAAACUGAAAGAAAAAGAUCGCCCUUGGUUCGGUACUUUCCUGUACUUACUGACUCUAACCAGUGGGCUAGCGUUGGGAAUUUGCACUGCCUGGAGAACUGUGGUGGACAUAUUAGACAUACACACGAGUCAAAAUGCGAUUGACGGCACUAUUCUAGUGUUGCUAACAGUUGGAUGGAUUAGUGUUGGCGUCUACGCAAACGAUCUCGCCUUUAAACUAUUCUCCAAGAAACAUUUCUACGACAGCGUACGCGUGCACUCCAAGACAAUCUUUAAGAUUAAUGCUGCACUGUUGGUUAUUUUCCUGUGCACGGUAUUCGGCGUUUUGACGAACUAUAACAAGUUUGAUCAGUUCUUGCCGGAGCACUGUGAGAAGAUUAACCUGAACCCAUGGAUCUGUUACGUGAUGUAUGUAGGAAGAGUUGUUUUCUCACUGUUCUGUCUGGGAUGGAACGCGAUGGUGGCGACAAUCUGUCUGUCCAUGUGUCGGACUCACACCAUUGCUAUUAGGAAGUUUAUAAAGGAUCUAGAGGAGGAUGGGAUGGCAAUAGACACAGUACGUGUACUGAGAGGAGGACAGUGUCAGACUGUAGAGAUGUCAGGGGAGUUCGGCGACUGGCUUGGGGUGGAGCAAACAGAAGACUACAUUUGGGAUGACACCCACGAGGACCUAACCCUGAGUCCUCCAACACCAGCUGUACCUGUGAUUCAGCAGGAGAACCAGCUGCACCAGUUUCCUGCAGGAGCUACAAACCUGUCUUCAUCUCCGCUGAGCUACGGGAGUCUUGAAGCUAUGCCGGUCAACACACCGGUGGCAGCAGCUGGAAGUAUGGGGGAGAGAAGCAGAUUGUACAGUGCUACACCUAGGAGGCAACAGGGGGAACAGGUGAGGGACAUUGACCGGGACAGCUAUGAAAACAGCACAUCUGACCUGACCCCUAACCCUGGCGCCCGACCUACCCAAACCCAGGACGACCCGCUCAUAGAGGUCGACAUAGAACCCACGGUGAAGGUCAGACGACCCAGGGGGUCUGUCGGCGACCCAGGGUCUCCAACCAGAGUUACUCCAGGGUCUCCCACCAGAGUUGUGCCAGGUCAUCCUCAGCAGCUGCCACAGAUCCUUGCUAACGGAGCCAUUCUGCACACAUACUGGAGAAUUCAGACUCGUUUGAGGUUCACCUCCUCAGCCUUACAGCGUUGGCUGGCCAGUUGGAUCACUCUGACCAUUUUCUGGUGUAUCACCUACAUACUAAACUGGCUGAAACACGAGGCAUCGAUCCCAGAGAUGUUUGAGUUCCUGCUGCCUCUCCUCACCCUCCCCAUACUCUGUUCCGCUGUGGCAGAGGUCAACGGGGAGGGGGUGAGAGUUAGCAAGCAAAUAGUCACGUAUGUUUUACAAGAAUAG
Messenger RNA from Branchiostoma belcheri (Belcher's lancelet), 1923 nucleotides. RefSeq lists its product as uncharacterized. The coding region runs from base 70 to 1923 and encodes 617 amino acids. The record is from RefSeq and is a predicted model, not a curated record. The transcript has 8 exons. NCBI's taxonomy places the organism in Eukaryota, Metazoa, Chordata, Leptocardii, Amphioxiformes, Branchiostomatidae.